Daldinia childiae is the source of this 360-nucleotide messenger RNA. Its product is annotated as SDO1-like protein C21C3.19. NCBI's taxonomy places the organism in Eukaryota, Fungi, Ascomycota, Sordariomycetes, Xylariales, Hypoxylaceae. The transcript is spliced from 3 exons. The record is from RefSeq and is a predicted model, not a curated record. Bases 1 to 360 code for a protein of 119 amino acids.
AUGACUAAAGGAGAAACCACUCAAGUCAAGGUCCACUACAAGGGCAAGGAGGACGACUUCAUCAUCUUCAUCGACGACGUCGAGACCUAUAAGAAGUGGAAGAACGACAAGUCCGUUCCCAUGGCUCAUUUCAUCUCCGCCUUCAAGAUCUUCGUGACACACAAGCAAGGAACUCAGGGCCAGAUGGACGGAGCAUCCAAUAGUACGCUCGAGAACGAGUUUGGUGUCUCUAACGAGGAUGAGGUCAUCAAGAAGAUACUAGAGGCUGGCACACUUCAGGAGUCCGAGUUUCCUGAACGCCAAGGACCCAAGAAUGACGCCCAGAGAGGCUCCAUUGUCACUGGUCAGGUUUCCAGAUAA